Suillus paluster is the source of this 327-nucleotide messenger RNA. RefSeq lists its product as uncharacterized. The transcript has 2 exons. Lineage: Eukaryota; Fungi; Basidiomycota; Agaricomycetes; Boletales; Suillaceae. Bases 1 to 327 code for a protein of 108 amino acids. The record is from RefSeq and is a predicted model, not a curated record.
AUGUCCCCCCACCUCCUCAUGGGCUGCAGCCUCCUCGUGGCUCUCAGCCUCCUCAGCCUUCUUGUGGGUCUCAACCUCCUCGUGGCUCUCAGCCCCCUCAACAGUAUGAUGAAAACCACCAUUGCAGCGGUGGAUAUCAUGAUGGUCACUCCCACAACCAUGACCCUCGAGAGUACCAUGAAGAUUAUUGGCACCCCUCCCUCACCUAAUAUUAUGGGGGGGGGGUAUAACCACGGGUAUGGGAGACUGACAUAUGAUCUGUCAUUGAGGACAUUGCGCCAACAUACGGAGAUGUGGACAUCAGGUGGAGAGGAUCUGGAGAGGUAA